AUGGAAUACAGGUUCAAACAGAGAUCUAAAACUGCUGAGCGGAGAGCUAGAAAGUUCUCCACUGAUAAACUCACAAAAGACAAAAGUGUUUCUUUUAUGAAAUAAAUUCCUUAAAAAUCCAGCUCAGUAUAACUCGGCAAAUACUUUGAGAAACAGCAUAAUCCCGCAGUCUUUUACUAAAGGACAACGAUUUUUGAGUGCGGCAACUGGAGGAUCUCGUGCUGAAUUUAUUGACGUAUCCAGUAACUUUGGCUCCAAUAUUGCAAGUUCUUUUGGCCAUGGAUCAAAGUUUACUUUCAAAGCAUUAAACAACAAUCCCGGACCAGGGUCAUACGAAGUAUCCUCUAAGAGUCUUAAAAAGAAUCGGAGUCAAAUAAAAUGAACAUUUGGGAUCACAUACGACCAGAAGAAAACCUGAGAUAUUAACAAGAAUAUCAAAAUUUUCAAUUGGACUGCUCCUGGGCCAGGCUUCUAUAAUGAUAUCCUUUGUCAGAAGAAGUCUGCACCUAAGUUUACCCUAAAAUAGAAGGGAAAAGAGCUAUUUUGAUCAGAAAAGUCCUAAUCCGCCUCCAACGCAUUACACAUUAAAGGAAAAUGCUACAAAAUGCUCCAAAUUUUUGAAUAUUACCUUUGGCAAGGAUAUAAAGUCUACACUAAAAGAAAUUCCUCAGAGUCCAGGGCCUGCUGACUAUUAUCCUGCAAAACGAAGAAGGACUAGGUCGAUAGCAAAAUCAAGAAAGAGUCAUGCUAUCCAACUAAGACCAACUAGUAGAGAGUGUAGCUUUGCAGUCCCUUUGUCUGGAGAUCCUUUUUCUCCGAUGGGAGGUAUCAAGUCAGCCACAAAGGCUUUUAGAAGGAAAAGAGCUAAAGCUCAUGGGCUAAAUUUUAUUUAAGCCAUCAAUUAAGA
Moneuplotes crassus is the source of this 907-nucleotide messenger RNA. The record is from the annotation of a GenBank genome assembly. Lineage: Eukaryota; Ciliophora; Spirotrichea; Euplotida; Euplotidae.